This is a messenger RNA of Salvia hispanica, 2200 nucleotides long. The record is from RefSeq and is a predicted model, not a curated record. Lineage: Eukaryota; Viridiplantae; Streptophyta; Magnoliopsida; Lamiales; Lamiaceae.
UACGUUGAUCGAGUUGUGCACCGUAGGAGAAGUGUGCAACGUGUCAUUCCUAGGAUAAAGAGCUGGACGGCUGAACUGUUAAAAGAGAGAGAGGAAGAGGAAAUGAAAGAAGAUGAUUUCGGACUUGGACGAGUGGCAUCACAAUAUGAUGAGAAUGAACUUGGUAGUGCAAAAAUGUCAACAGGAAUGGAGCAUCCAACGGUUACUGAAGAUGAUGUUGAAGAUAGAGAUGGUUCGGAAGAAUCUGUGUAUAUGAGGGGUGUUUGGGGGGCAGUCAAACACAUUGGUGAUGGUUUCAAGCUGCUGGCAAAGGAAUUGAACCAAGCGCCUACAGAAAUAAGGAAAAUGGACAGCUUUAGAAUAACAUGUGACACCCUUAGGAGAGCAUUUAGGCUGGACGACAAAGACGUAGACCCUGUUGAGUCAAUGACGCAGACGCAAUCUGCCCAAUGUAGUUCAGCGGAAGACUGGUCAGCCUUGAAAUCUUUAUUGGACGCGGCUGAUGAAAUGGAUAUACUCGAAAAUAAGGACGAAUACCCAAGCUUCAGCCUUGGCUUUGAUUCCAGCCAGGAUGGUGACGCUUGUCACCGUGAUUCAGAACGUCGACAGGAGGACAAUCCAGCCAAUGCUGAAGAGGAUGAUGUUUCGGAGUACGAGCUUAGGGAGCCAGCCGACCUAUUUUUAAGUGGGGAUGAAGUUGUGUCCCAAGAAGGGGAAAGAGAGUCUGCUGCUGAAUUGGGAGGAGACGGUCUGGAUUUUGUCACUGGUAUUGACAUUGAGAGAGAGCCAAUGUCUGCUGCGAAAGUAGGGACAGUUGUGAAUGAGGAGAAUGCACUCGACGUGGCUAUGGCGAUAGCGCGUGAUGUUGAGUCGGAGCACGACGAAGCAGAUGUAGCCCUUUGUUCUGCUGUGGAAGCAAUAUAUGAGCUAGGUGAUGCUGCUUUCGAGACACAAAUUGUUACGGGGGGCGUUGACAAGGGUAAAUUACCUGUACGUGGAUAUGUAGAGAUUCAUCAUGAAGAGAGCACGUUUGCGGACAUACAACCUGCUCCAGCAAAGAAACUCAGAUUGCCUAAAGGUAGAAGAGGGGGAUCGAUGUCAACGCGCAUCAGCCCUUUAUGGACUAGAGAAGAGAGGGAUUGUUAUCAAUUCCUAAUUGCAACUCCCUACAUGUGGACGGAUUAUGUUGUCUACAAUGAUGAUAUGGUGGAACUUAAUAAAAAAAAAUUCAGCACGUUGAAGCCACAUGAAGCUGUUGAUGUUAUAGUUGUUGAUGCUUGGGCUGGGUAUCUGAAUCGCAUGGAAGAGCAAAAAUCAGUACAGAAUCCCAGGAGAUUGUUUGCCACAACAUCUCCCACGACAUUCAACGUGGUUGAAAGGAGAACUAGUUGGGUAGAUUCUGAAGCUGCAGAUUCAUUCUGUGAGGAGAUGGAUGGUCAAUUCAACAGCGAUGGAAACUUUGACUUCACAGAAUAUGAUUUGAUUUUUUUCCCAGUCUUUGCAAAUAGGCAGUACUAUUUGGUGUGCUUUUCUUUUAAGACUGGGCUUGCGGACGUGCUAGACAUUGUUGUGUCUGAGAACGGUAUUCCAGAUCUGACCAAAUAUGGGAGAGACUUGGGUCUACUUAGGAAUUUUCUGGGUAUUUAUCUCAAGUCGAAGGGACUGCACGCAAUGUCUGAAGUAAUAAUCAAUGAGCAAAGAACGCGCUUGCUAGACUUGCCCUGGAAGACAACCCAGACCACUAAUGACUCGGCAGUAUUCCUGAUGAGACACAUGGAGACCUACAAGGGUAACCCUGACAAUUUAAUGGCUAUUGGUCUUCAAGGAGCUAGUGUGAGGAUUCUGCAGAUUUUGAGAGGUAGGUAUUGCAAGAACAUGCUCCUUGCACCGUUCAACAUUGCCAAAGAAAGGUUCAUGUCCCUCAUGAGUAAUUACAUCAACGUGACUCCUAACUUCAGAACAGAUUAUGUGCGACAAGUGAAUAGCAUUUUGAACAAGGCUCCCAGCAACGAGCAACACAAUCAGCCUGCUCGGAAGAGAAGCAAGUUGAAAUGAGUUGAUGUGAUCUGUUUGUUAGCCGUUAAUGGUAGUUUUUGGAUAUUGAUAUUGGGAACUUUUAGCUUGAUUACCUGUCGUUUUGUUAAAUGAAUUAUCAACAUUAGGAAUUUGUUUCAAGUUAUGAAACUUGGUAUUGGUAUUC